Messenger RNA from Asparagus officinalis (garden asparagus), 297 nucleotides. RefSeq lists its product as uncharacterized. The transcript has a single exon. The record is from RefSeq and is a predicted model, not a curated record. The coding region runs from base 1 to 297 and encodes 98 amino acids. NCBI's taxonomy places the organism in Eukaryota, Viridiplantae, Streptophyta, Magnoliopsida, Asparagales, Asparagaceae.
AUGGAGGGACGAAAGGUAGAAUCUAUCUAUGUGAUGUCAGCAGAAUCGGCAUACAUAGAUAAAGCCAAAAAGAAUGAGACAGCUGCUUUGUGGCAUACUCAGCUUGGCGAUGUGAGCCAUCACAAGCUCAAGAUCAUGAUGGGAAAGUCAAUGUUAAAGGGUCUUCCACACUUAGUGAUCAUAUGCGGAGGUUGUCAGUACGGUAAGGCGCAUCAAUUACCAUAUCACGAUUCACUGUUCAGAGACAAGGAACCUUUGGAACUUGUACACUCAGAUGUAUUUGGUCAAGUAAAAUAA